CUCGUCGUUUCCCACGUUAGUGAUUUAAUGUUCGAGCAAAGCGCUAAUAGGCCAGAGGUGUGCGAUUUUGCAUUGUCCAAGAAAGAGCAAAAACAGCGUUUGCAGUCGCACGGGAGCCAGUUUCUUAAAACCUUACGGUGCUUAUAUAUAGCUACCCCUGGUUUGCUUUCAUUUUUAUUCUCUAUUUUACCUUAGUGUUUUCUUUACGUUUGCACUUUUCGGCGUUGCAGGUGUUGGGUCUCGUUUAAAAAGUUGAAGCAAAUAUGACUGCAGAAGAAGUGGGUGAAGCCAAACAGACGAUACCCAUUGAAGGGGAGGAUAUCAGCCCGAAAAAGGAUGGUGGCGUUUUAAAGAUAAUAAAGAAGGAAGGAUAUGAAGAGGAGACACCAAUGAUUGGGGACAAAGUCAGUGUCCAUUAUGUGGGUACAUUAUUGGAUGGUACCAAAUUUGAUUCCAGCCGAGACAGGGAUAACCACUUUACUUUUGACCUUGGAAAAGGUCAAGUGAUCAAAGCUUGGGAUAUUGGUGUUGCUACAAUGAAGAUUGGAGAGGUUUGUCAACUGAUCUGUAAACCUGACUAUGCGUAUGGCUCAGCAGGAAGUCCACCUAAAAUUCCAGCAAAUGCUACUUUGGUUUUUGAGGUGGAGCUAUUUGAUUUUAAAAGCGAAGAUCUUUCUGAAAAUGAAGAUUGUGGAAUAAUCCGCAGAAUCUUGAAAAAAGGGGAAGGAUACAGCAAACCAAAUGAUGGUGCAACAGUUGAAGUCUUUUUGGAAGGUAAAUUUGAGGGUAAAGUGUUUGAUAGCCGGGAGUUAAAAUUUCAGUUGGGUGAAGGAGAAGCACUGAGUGUUCCAGUUGGAAUUGAACGUGCAAUUCAAAAUAUGGAAAAGGAAGAGGAAGCUCUAAUCACCCUGAAGCCAAGGUAUGGAUUUCAUAUAUCAGGAAACCCUGAGUUCAACAUUCCACCAAAUGCAACACUAAACUAUGUGGUUAAGCUAAAGGCAUUUGAAAAGGCUAAAGAUUCAUGGGAAAUGAAUAUAACUGAGAAGCUGGAACAAGGAUCAAUUGUCAAAGAAAAGGGAACUCAGUAUUUUAAAGAAGGGAAAUAUAAGCAAGCAGCUGGGCAGUACAAGAAGAUUAUUCUGUGGCUGGAAAUGGAAUCUGGGUUGACUGAAGAAGAAGAACAAAAAUCCAGAGCACUGCAGCUGGCAGCACACCUAAACAUGGCUAUGUGUUCCCUGAAAGUCCAGGAGUUCACACAAGCAUUAGAAAGUUGCAACAAGGCCUUAGAAAUGGACAGCAGUAAUGAGAAGGCUCUGUUCCGUCGUAGUGAAGCAUAUUUUUCAAUGAAGGAAUUUGAAGAAGCAAGACAAGGUUUUCAAAAAGUGGUUCAGCUGUACCCCAGCAACAAAGCUGCAAAAGCACAGGUUGUGGCAUGCCAACGACAUAUCAAAGAUCAGCAUGAGAAAGAUAAGCGUCUCUAUGCCAACAUGUUCCAGAGAUUUGCAGAACAAGAUGCCAAGAAAGAAGCUGAAAAAGUAAAGGACACAAAAUCUCAAGAUAUUCAAGAGGAGGAUGUAAACAUUGAAGAAAACAGUGAUGAAAUGAAAGAUGAGCAUGGACAAUAGAUCUGGCAGCUCUCCUGCCCUUUUUCCGGUUAAUUUAAAAUUACUUUGUAAAUUAAGUUGUAAUUUUGUAAUUUUUCUGAAGACUUGCUUUUAGUAAAAUCAUUUUGAGUAGCUUGCUUUUGAGGACAUCUUGUUAUCAUUUUUGACUGUUCUUAAAAUUACUUUUGACAGUUAAUGAUUGUUUUAUUAUUUAACUAGUGAUGUUCCAAAAAAAAAAAAAAAAAAUAAAGGUUUACAUUAAAGUUCCUUCCAUAGUAGCACUUCAACCUAUUCUGUAAUACACUCACCUGGGAUAUUAAGUUUAAUACUAAAGCAAUUUUUGGGUAGGGUAAAGAAUUUGCAAGUGUUCCUUUUAAGAUUGUGUUUUUGUAUAUAUGAGUUGUGCCAUGUUUGAAUUCUUCCCCAAUACAUUAUAGGGGGUGUUACAGAUUAAGUUGGAGUGCUAGUGUGAAAGAGUCUUAAGAUUAUAGGUAAAGAUCAACUGGAUUUUGCGAGGUGUAUAUCUGAAAUAUGUAAUAUUUUAAUUGUAAAAUAGACCUUUGGGUACUUUAAUAAGACAGUAGGGAACACAAAGAUGCAUAAUUCAGUCUGCUAAACUGAAGUCAGCUCAUUCUUUCAGGGAUAAUAAAGCUGUGGUUUAGGAGGAUGGAGGUAGAUCUUUGCCUUAGCUUGUUCUGAUGCGACCUUCUUCUAAUAAAAAUAUCUCUAAUCAAGUCUUUUAAAAGAUUUGAAAGAAGGUUGAAAAUGAUUAUAGAUGAGUGCAUUUUCAUUGUCACUACUCUUUUGAACCCUACAUGGAAUCUCAAUUUUUUCAGUUAUGCAAUGUUGUUCCAGAUAUGCAAUGUAAUCUUUAACUCUCCUGUCAGGGGACUUCAUAUAAAAGUUUAACUGAUACUGUUGAAAUUAAAUUAUGCAGGAGUAAAACGUGUGGCUGUUCAUGUUUCCUGCAUUAUGGUGGCAUUUACAUUUAGUGGCAAUUAGUAUUACUAGAAAAUGUAUUUAAGUGAAGAAAAAAGCUAAUAUCAUUAUUUCCAUAAACUAGGAAAGCCAACGAAGUGCUAUAAAAAAGAAGCUGUAUACCAGCAUGCAUAAAAUAUUUAGCAAGGCCAUGCCUUUUGUUAGGUAUCUUGCUAAUUUUGAUUUCACAGGAUGUGUGCUUCUUUUCUAAUUUGCUUUUCUUUCAACAAGCUUUCAAUGUAAAUUUGUUUUUCAAUGGUUUUCUAUAUACUGGAAAUACAGGUGCUGUCUUAAAGGGCUUCCAGUCAAAUAAAUUAUAUCCUGCCCUGGUUAAGAACUAAAAUCAGCUUUGUUUGCUAGGCAUCUGCUUGUUCUACCACUGUAUUUGAAUAUUUGAUUGUAUGGUAAACAAUGUCAUUUUGUUCAAUUUGGUUGGUUCAAAUGAAAAAUCCAUCACACUUUAUUGGAAAUGUUUUAAAAACUCAAUUUUAAGUUGAACGUUUGUUCAACACACUGUUUUGGUUAUGACUGUAUUAUGAGUCUGUUGGUGCUAUUGCUGACAAAACCUGUUAUUUUUUUUUUGGUUAAUGGAAUUCAGCUGUUACUUGAAAUGUAUGUUAAUAUCAUUCUAUACUUUGUAUAUGUUUAUGUGUUGAGUCAGGGUGGCGGUUUAAAAACUUUUUUCCAUCACAGUAGACACCUUGUUAAAUAAAAGUUUAAACCUUUA
Messenger RNA from Erpetoichthys calabaricus (reedfish), 3309 nucleotides. It is a transcript of the gene fkbp4, whose product is annotated as FKBP prolyl isomerase 4. Gene Ontology annotation, molecular function: protein binding; peptidyl-prolyl cis-trans isomerase activity. The transcript is spliced from 10 exons. The record is from RefSeq and is a predicted model, not a curated record. Lineage: Eukaryota; Metazoa; Chordata; Cladistia; Polypteriformes; Polypteridae. Bases 264 to 1625 code for a protein of 453 amino acids.